GACCAGCCGGGAGACAGUGCGCGGAUGCCGCCGGCAAUCUCCGAGCGGACCGCGGCCGCCAACACAAGACGCUCCUCCAACGCCCGGCCCUGUCCAGGCUCCCUGAACCCGUGUCUCUCCCCUCCCGCCCCGGCCGGCCAGCCAGCUAGCCAGCCCGGGCUCUGUCUCUCUCCCCCAACACCCCGGGGCUGCCUCUGGCAAUAUUUGCUGAGCAAAUGUUACACAAGCGGCUGGGGCCGCUCACGCGGAACCAAGCGGCGGAGCAGCAGCUUCGGUCAACACCAGUGUUCCGAAAAUAAUCGCGAUAUUCUGUCCCCAAAACUUUCCGGCGCCAGAGAGCGCGCGGCGAACACGUCUGGACCCUCCAGCCGCCUCCCCUUCCCCCGGGGAAAGAUUAGCUCCAAAUACCCUGACCAGAGAAAGGGGCACAUCCCGUGGACUUCUGCAUUCCCCCGCCCGUUCGCGAACCCCAACACUUCCCCCACAUCCCGGGAAUCCGACCCCCAAAACCACACAAGGAACGAGACCGCCAGACUCUCCGAGAAUCCGCCGCCGGGGAACGGAUUCCGCCAAGUAUAUAGGGAAGCUAUUCGGUUCCGUGUGAGCCCCGAUCCCGGAGCUCAGGAACCAACGCUUCACCUCUCCUGGAAAAAGUGAGGAUGUUGAAAACUUUGUUUUAUGCGAAUCUACAGGCAACACACUGGCAGGCCAAGAAGAAGAGAGAACUGGUCCUUCUCCACCCUUACACCCAAAUUCCCCUGCCACAGCGUUCCAG
Messenger RNA from Chiloscyllium plagiosum (whitespotted bambooshark), 775 nucleotides. The record is from RefSeq and is a predicted model, not a curated record. Lineage: Eukaryota; Metazoa; Chordata; Chondrichthyes; Orectolobiformes; Hemiscylliidae.